Molecule: messenger RNA, 2628 nt
Organism: Dromaius novaehollandiae (emu)
Lineage: Eukaryota; Metazoa; Chordata; Aves; Casuariiformes; Dromaiidae
Gene: NECAB3
Product: N-terminal EF-hand calcium binding protein 3
Exons: 13
Coding region: 273-1328 (351 amino acids)
Biological process (GO): regulation of amyloid precursor protein biosynthetic process
Cellular component (GO): endoplasmic reticulum; Golgi cis cisterna; cytoplasm
Molecular function (GO): calcium ion binding
Source: RefSeq, a predicted model, not a curated record
CGCACCGCUCCGUACGGUGCUGCUCGUUACGGUACCGCACCGCACCGCACCGCUCCGUACGGUACCGCACCGCUCCGUACGGUACCGCACCGCACCGCACCGCUCGUUACGGCACCGCUUCUUACGGUACCGUACCGCUCCGUACGCUAUCGCUCCUUACGGUACCGCAGCGUUCCAUACGGUACCGCUCCUUACGGUACCGCCCCGCCCCGCACCGCUCCUUACGGCACCGCUCCGCUGCCUGCGGUGCCGCUGCGCCCCGGCGGCGGGCCAUGAUGGCGUGCGCGGAGCUGCUGGCGAUGUGCCUGCUGUCGGCCAAGCCCGGCGCCGCGCCCCGCCGCGAGCCGCUGCCCAUCUUCCACGACAUUUUCCGGCGAGCCGACAAGAACGAUGAUGGGAAGCUGUCAUUUGAGGAGUUCAAGAACUAUUUUGCUGAUGGAAUCCUGAGCUCGGAGGAGCUGUGGGAGUUGUUCAGUGGCAUUGACAGGCGUCAUUCAGACAAUGUAGACACGGAGAAAUUGUGUGAUUAUUUCUCAGCAUAUCUUGGAGAAUACAGACAUGUGCUUUCUGCACUGGAAGUCCUCAACUCUACUGUCCUGGCAGCCAUGGACAAAACCAAGCUGAGGUACGAGACCUCCUCUAAGAUGGAGCAGUUCCUGACCCGCUUCCUGCUGCGGGAAACCGUGACCCAGCUGCAGUCUCUGCAGGCCUCGCUUGAGUGUGCCGUGGACACCAUGGAGGAGCAGGCAGGACGGGAGAGGAAGGACGUAAAGAAAUCUGAGACCUUGAUUGGCCUGAGGUCAGGAAGACGAUGUGGGCGCAGAGGACAGAAAAACAUCUGUCUGUCCCCAACAGACCCCUAUUCCGGGAUGCUAACAACAGGCAUUUGUGUCGAAGCUGACAACCAGUGGAUGGCACAGAUUAACAGGCUCCAGCAGCUCAUUGAGAAACUAGAGUGCAAGAGCCCACGCCUGGAGCCUCUGAAGGAGGAAACAAUGUGCAAAGGGAGAGAUGCACACAUCCUCGUGGCGAAGAGGCAGAUCUCGGUGACAAAGAACGGCAUCGAGGAGUUUCGCCAGGCGUUCAGGUCCUACACGGAGGUCACCGCCGGGCAGAGCAGCUGCCUACAUGUGUCCGCCUGCAAGCUGACAAAUGAAGCCUGCUUCAUCCUUUACGAAUUCUGGCAGGAUGUGUCUUCGUGGAGAAGCCACUUGCAGUCCAGCCACAGCAAGACUUUCCAACGGGCCAUCAUCAGCCUGCUGGAGGCCCCGGAGCUGCUGACCACCAUGCUCUUCCCAGCCUCCUGGUGGAUCAUGAACAACAACUAGCCCUGGGCAGCGGUUUCCGGGAUGCAGCCAGCAUGCAGAAGGAUGCAGCGCCCUCAGCACAGCCACCUCCUUCGCUGGCAUCCAUCGCCUCUGCCUUCCCACCCCUGUGCAGCGCAGCGCUCCCUCCGGCGUGCCCUGGGCUGCCUGCCCCUCCAUGCCUCGUCCCUGGCCAUGUUUUACCCCAUGCGAUUUAUUUAUCCCCCCCCCACCCCCCGCCACCAAGGACGGUCCCUGUGCUGCCUGCUGCUCGGUUGCGCUGGUGCAGAGGUGCCACUGCUCCUUGUGGCCCUGCGCCCGGGGAGGGCACCGGCCGGCAUGGCACCGCAGGGUGCUGGGCAGGCAGCGGGCUGCUGGGCAAGGGGGCGCGGGCUGCGCUUGGCGGGGGCGGCCAGGCCCUUUUGGGAGCAGCGCUUGCUGGUAACUGAUGUCAGCAAAGCUGCAGACUCAAGGGCAGCUGCCAGAGGGCUGUGAGCUCCAGGCCUGGGCUCUCCUUCGCCUUCCCGAACCUCUCCAGCUCCCCAGCUGAGGGCCGGGAGACUCCCACAGCCGCCUGGCACCCGCUUUGGCACAGCCCCUCCGGGCAGCGCUGGCAGAGCCGACCUGGCGCUCCUCUUCCUCCUGGCGCUGAAGGCUGGGCAGUGCUCCCAGGGAGAGGUGGCACCACCAGGGCAGCUUUGGCCAGCGGUGGCAUCCCUCCACUCUGCCCUCCGGAGCCCCUGGGGUGAGGGCUUGCGAUAGUGCCCCCCCACACUAGGGAGCACCCAGACCUACCAGGCUGGGAGAGCCGUGGGGAGCAGGGCUGGCUAGCACGGACUGAAUAGUGUUUUAUUGAAAAAGAAAAAGGCAAGUCAAGCCAAGCAGAGUGCAUUUCUGGCAAGGAGUGCCAGACCCACCCCGCGACACACGGGCAGCCUGCGCAGCGCUCGCGCGCGGCCCCUGCUUGCUGGUUUCGUGCUGCAACCCACCUCGUGCUCCCACUGGUGCUGCCCCAUGGCUGUGUACCCCGAGGCUCGCAUCCGUGAAUAAACCACUGCACACCUGCGGGCUCGAGUGACGGCGCGCAGGGGAGCUCACGGGGCUUGCCUGACGAGGCGGCACGGGAGCAGGAGGCUCUGGGGGCAGUGCGGCUUUGCAAGUGUCCUCCCGGUGUGGGGCUGAGCACAGCUGCAACGAGAAGCCUGUCCUCUCUAUCUGGCAUGUUCACUCCCAAGCUGACUCCCAGGAGGAUGCACCCUGCUCAGAGCUCCUUAGCAUCAUCCCUUAUCUAAAUUAUCAUAAACCAGAAUUAGGCUGAUGGAAA